Molecule: messenger RNA, 8788 nt
Organism: Phlebotomus papatasi
Lineage: Eukaryota; Metazoa; Arthropoda; Insecta; Diptera; Psychodidae
Gene: Sik3
Product: serine/threonine-protein kinase SIK3
Exons: 10
Coding region: 127-3804 (1225 amino acids)
Biological process (GO): protein phosphorylation; intracellular signal transduction; microtubule cytoskeleton organization
Cellular component (GO): cytoplasm
Molecular function (GO): ATP binding; protein serine/threonine kinase activity; tau-protein kinase activity
Source: RefSeq, a predicted model, not a curated record
GGCUAUUUUUGUAAAAAGUUCAUGGAGGUACAACGUCAAAUUGGUGUGCAACCAUUAUUAAAUUGAUUCUGAAUUAAAUGAAUCUUAUGUGUAAUUUUGAGUUUUAAAUGUUGGUUUCUGUGAAAAAUGGCAGAAAAUUAUGCAGUACAAACUGCUAGCAAAGUGUCGGUGGAAAAACUUGUUCGAGUUGGCCUGUAUGAGUUGGGAAAAACGCUGGGUCGUGGAAAUUUUGCUGUGGUGAAGCUCGCCUCGAAUCUUGUCACAAAGUCAAAGGUGGCAAUUAAAAUAAUUGAUAAAACAUGCCUGGACGAGGAAAAUUUGCAAAAGACCUUCAGGGAAAUUUCGGUACUGAAACUCCUGAGCCAUCCGCACAUCACUCGCCUUUACGAAGUGAUGGAGUCCAAGUCUAUGAUUUACCUUGUCACAGAACAUGCAUCUCGUGGUGAGGUGUUUGACCAUUUGGUGGCCAAUGGCCGGAUGACUGAAGAAGAGGCAUCCCGUGUGUUUGCCCAAAUUGUCUCGGCUGUAGACUAUUGCCAUCGCAAGGGUGUUGUUCAUCGUGACCUCAAGGCAGAGAAUGUCUUACUGGACAAUGAUAUGAACAUUAAACUGGCAGAUUUUGGAUUCAGCAACACUUUCACAGACGGUGUGCCAUUGAGCACAUGGUGUGGAUCUCCACCAUAUGCGGCCCCCGAAGUAUUCCAGGGUCUCGAGUAUGACGGGCCUAAAGCUGACAUCUGGAGCCUUGGGGUUGUGCUGUAUGUACUUGUGUGUGGAGCUUUACCGUUUGAUGGGGCUACUUUACAUGAUUUACGAAGUGUAGUGGUCGCCGGAAAAUUUCGGAUUCCUUUCUUUAUGUCGCAGUCUUGUGAGGAUCUCAUCAGGCAUAUGCUACUAGUGCAACCGGAACGACGAUUUACCUUGAAACAAAUCGCCCGGCAUCCAUGGAUGGCUCAAUGGACGGGAAUGAUUGAAGAAGCGUCUACAAUGGGUAACAAUGAUCCCAUGAAUCUCGACUCAGUAGUGAUGACGCACAUGUUACAGCUGCCCGGUUUAACAGCUGACAUGAUUGCUCAGUCAGUUCACGAGAAUCGAUAUGAUCACAUUUAUGCUAUCUAUAAUCUUCUCGUGGACAAAUUACAGAGUAAGAAGAGAGAGCAACAGAGAAUGCAACAACAUGGGAACUAUAUGUAUCCUAGAUCAAGAAAAGCGAGUAUUACAACGGGAAUUGUAGAAAGGAGUGAACCGUCGAAAAAUGAUGCCAUUGAUCGAUUGAGUCCUCUCACUAACAAUGGCAUGCCCUUCCUCACAACCCACAAUCCAUGUGACUUGAGCACAGAUUUUGAGAAGUUCAUCGACACAGACUUCGAGACAAACAUUCCUGCAUCUCCAGCUCAGCAACUCGGCGAUCAGCACUUCCCGCUGGCACCUAAUACAUCAGGUGGAAAUACGAGAAGACACACAGUAGGUCCAGGUGAUGUGGCCCAUGAACAAGCACUUGUAAAUCCGUCAGCUCAGCCGAUUCCUUUCAAAUUUGGCACGGAGUGUGGUACUAAUUUACCUGUAAACUUGCCCAUGCUGCAAAAUCAGCCACUGCAUAAUUUCACCAUAAAAGAUCAGCAUUUACUGAAGCCACCAACUGUAAUGGGAGCCAGUUCAUUUGGAAGACGUGCAUCCGAUGGUGGUGCCAAUUUACACAUUUAUUACCCGACUACUAGUAACAGUGGUCCAACUAUGGAGAACCUAUAUAAUCCUCCACCAACUGGAGAGUGUUUUGCAGUUGGAACACCUGAAAGGGUUGAAACGCGCCUUGAAACAUCACAAAUUGAAGUAGGAGACGAAUCUAAUGAUGAAAUUCAGAGAUAUAUGCAUGGACGAGGUUGCUCAAAACGACAUACAGUUGGGUGCACUGAUGAUUUACCAGCACCCCCUAGUACUGUUAGCAGUCCAAUGGAGCCUCCUUUGACACAUUCACCGGUAAUUGGUGGCUCCAGUGGUGGACGAACAAGACGAAGUGGAUUGCUGACAGUCACAGAACGGCCACCAGUCAUAAGUCCCGAACUGAUCAGAGAAGUGGAAGCACGCAUGAAUCGGAAUUAUCUACCACCUUCACUUAUGCAAAAUUCCCAGGGGCAAUUGCAGCAAAAUACCUCUGCUGCCCGUCGUUUUGGACGAGCCUGCAAAUUGCCAACUGUACAGGAAGUUGGUCGCUAUAGUCCCGUGAGGCGUGCUUCUGAAGGCUCUAGGAUCAAUACACAAUUUCAGGGACCGUUUCAAGAAUGUCAGCAACUUCAGAAAGGACUUGCUCAACGAAAUCUUCUAAUUACUCCAAGUCCUCCGCUUAUUGAUAAUUGUGUCAGUUUGCCAGGAUCACCGAUACAUUAUAGACUGAAUGAGGACCAGGGGGCUCAUGACAUCGAUAUCCCAGCGGAUAAGAUGAUAAUGCUGAUGUCAGGUUUGGAGCGUUUGCUUAAUGAAUGUCGCAUCAGUGUGGAAACAGCCAACAGUAUUUUGACGACGAGACGUGUGCCACUUGAAUUGGCACAACAUCUUGGCCUUAUGGCUCAUUCGGGCAACAAUGGCCUUGAUGUGUCCUCACCAGCAAGUCACAGCCAAAGUGUAUCACCAAUUCCGAGCAAUUUUGUCAAAACGAGUGGUUUCAGUUCACCCCUGGCUCAUUAUAGUGGUAGUGCAUGUGCAUCACCAAUCUUCAAUACAUCCCCCAUGCAUCAGAUUACGAAGGGGAUCAGUGGACUAAAUACAGGCGGCGGAUCAAUCUCCAAGGGUACUUCGGCUGUGUCUGAAUCAAAUCAGCCUUUAGAUCUGACAAUGGAUGUUGGAGCGGGUGGUGAAGGAAAUGCUCAAUGGUAUAUUCCGGGGAAUUUUUAUGAGUUGAAGCCACUAAAUCUGUCUCCGGUACAACAAUUGAGGAUUAUUCCUACGCCACCAGCUUCACCCAAUUUGUGCAUCAUUCAAGAGGAGAAUUCUGUGGCCAGGGCAACUGUGGAUGUGCAAAAUCCAGUAAUAGUGACUGGUGAUGAGACCACAAUGUCGCAUCCACAUCCGCAGAUUUGUCUGACUGAUGUUCAGGGCAGUGAAAUAACAUUGGUAGCAUUGUCAGAUUCCAGUCGUGACAGCGAAGAUUCUCUGGAUAUUCACAAUUCCAUUGGGCUUCAGGGACUUGUGAUUACAGAACCAUCAAAUGAUAUGCCGUCAAUAACACGUGGCGUUGGUCGAAAGGCCAGUCUCGAGAGUGAAUCAACUGCCACUAAUAGUUCCAAAGGGAAUGUAAAGGAAAUAAUUGAGGCUGAUACGAGGCGAGGAAGUGAUAAAUCACUGGGAUUUAGUGAUGAUAGUCUCAGCAAUGACUCUAAUAAUCUCUCACCCAGCCAAGAACCCUCAACAAGUUCGGGUUUUAGGAGUAGUGUUGAUUCGAGGAGUGAGAUGGGAAAUGGUGAAACACCCCUUGAGGAUGUCCUCGAGGAGUGCUAUGAAUUGCCACUGCCACAUGAGUGCUCAAAUCUCGAUCCGACACACAUACUAGAACUAGUGAAAAAAACAAUUGACUCGAAGAUGCCACCAAAGGGAUUUGUGCUCAAUCGUGUAGAUGCCGAUCGGGAUGUAGCUUUGGUGGACAUCUCGAAUCUCAGUCUCGAGUACUCAGGUGGCCUUCAAAUUGAGUUGCAGGUAUAUGAGGGUCGCAAAGACAAUGGUGUACGUGGAAUUAAGCUCAGACGCAUCUCAGGGGAUCAAUUUGAGUAUGGGAAACUAUGUCAGCAACUCAUUAGUUCCCUCACAGUGUGAAUUCCAGAGAUCCAUUCCUGUGAAGAUGAUGGUCCAGAUGGCUAAAUGUGCCGCUCAGAGAAAACAAACAGGCUAUUUUAAUAGGGAAAAAUGCAUGUACGAUAGAUUGUUUUUGCUCGCAGCAACUUAAAUGAUCUGCCAUAGAAAUAGCCAGUAUGAUCUGUAAUUAUUUAAUUUAAAAAAAAAUUAAAAAAAAGAAAGAAUUUAUCAGAUCAUAAAUUAUUUUAGAUGUUACUUCUUAAAUUUAGGUGCCAUAUUUAGCUUGUUUUAAAGCUUUCCUUUGAAAGAGUUUGUUUUUUUUUGUGUUUUAUUUGAAAUAUAAUUUCAUAAAAUAGUGUUUCAUUAUAUUGUGAAUAAUCUUUUGAAGAAAAAAUAAAAAAAGAAAACAGCGUUCUAAAUUUCUACUCACAAUAAAAGCAAAUAGGAGAAUGAAAAAAUAGUGAGAUGAAAGAAAUGAUGAUAGGAACUUUGAAAAAUGAAUGAGAACCAAAUAGAAAAUUACACUCAAUGAGAGAAAAAAAACAAAAUAAAAAAAUUAAUAUAAAAACAUUAAAUUUAAAAUCGAUCUUUAUAUAUUAUAUAUAUCACGUAAUAAUUAAAAGAAAAUCAUUCCAGAAGUAUGCCCUGAAGUGGAGAAUUAAAGCACAACUCUGUAUUGUAAGUUUCUUUUGUCCGUUUGACUACCACGUCUAAAGAAACCAUACAUCAAUAUAGAGAUAAUUAUAAAUUUGUGAAUUUUUUAUCCUUGUUUCGUAAAACAUAUAACAAGAGGUAUAUAUUAUACAUAGGUGGGAAAUUAAAAUAUGCAAAGAUUAUGUAAAUAGUGAUUUUAUUUAAUGGUUAGGGUAAAAAUGUAAUAUAUUUGUUCACAUUCCUAGAAUUUGGGUAUAACAAUGUACACAAUUAAAGAAUUUUUGGUUUCAUACGAGAAAUGAACUAAGGUAAGUGAAGCAUGUAUCGAAGCAUGAAGGUCGGAUCGUCACCCCAAAAUAAAAUGAUUUUUUUUUGAAAAUUAUUCUUCGCUUUUAACGAAUUAUCUUUUGUAACAUGCUUUCCAUUUUAGUAACUAAUGAAAGACAUUUUGCAAAAAAAAAAAAAACAUUUAAUAAAAGGGAAUGGAUAAUUUUCAAAAAAGGAAAUCAAGAGGUUACGAUCCAACCUUCAUGAUCGAUAGAUGUUUCACUUACGUUAAUGUAAAGGGAAGAUAUUGUAGAUUUGCUACUUGUCAAGGAUAAAGUUUUAGUUUGAUGUAUUAGAAUGGGAUUUAUAUACAAUUUUUCUUUCUCACGAUGUCCACAAGAAAUAUUCUAAAUUAAUCUGGGGGGUAAAUGAUAAACUUAUCGAUAAUAUCGAAUCCUAGUAUCGUUAAAUUCAUAUCUGAUAGACUAUAAGUAAAUAUAGACUUUUUAAGCAUUGUCUGGUCAUUUAUUGUAACAUUCUUGGUAGAAUGUGACUACUGAUAAAUAAAUAUCUACGGUAACUACAAAAAGCGUAGCUAAUAUUACUACAAUUUCUCUGAAUCGACAGUCGAUACUAUCGAAAAGAAGUUGUAUCAUGUUAACCCCUGGAUUUGAAAUAAUCUCAAUGAAAAUAACCUUGCAAACAAACACACUGAUACACUCUAAUAUUUCUGAUUUCUAAUAUUUAAAAUUACAGCAAUGAAAAUCUUUUCUCAUUAAGUUUUGCUCUGGACGGAAAAUUUCGGUAUUUGCUGCAUAUUAAACAAGUUGAGUAUGUAAGGGAGAUCGGGGUAGAAUUAGACAGCAAAUGAAAUUUUUUGUUACCUCUAUAAUUUGUGAAAAACAUGUUUGAGUCACAAUGAUAAAUAUUUCAAUGAAUAGAGGGGGAGUAUCUUACUCUAAACUAGUUUGCUUAAUAUUCUUUCUAAGGAAAACUAUAAAAACACCACUGUCUAAUUCUGCCCCAGACUAAUUCUACUGUUGCCUAAUUCUGCCCCGGUCAGCCAAUUGCAGUUUGUUGUAAUUUAAAAAUAUCAUAUCAUACAGCCACAAUAUUUAUUUACACUUUUAUAUACAAUGAGUAGAAAAACUGGUGGUCACUUGAAUUGGCGAAUAAAAGGGGAAAAAAUGAAAAUGAAAAAAAUUAAAAAAUGAAGGUCGGGGAUUGUCAUUCCAAAAUUAAAUGGCUUUGAAAAUUAUUUAUCUUUUAAAGAAUUAUCUUUAGCAACAAGUGUUAACCAAACCAAUAAUAAGCUCAGGGAUAAGCUUAUGGGAUUCUUCACUGAGAAAAAAAAAGAGGAUGCGAUUUACUUUUUUUCCUCAUAACUUUAACACUUUUUAGGUGUAAAAAUAUAUCAACAUUGUUUAAUGUUAAUUUUACACCUUUUUUAAGAGUAAAAUUAACAUGAAAAAGGGUAACUUUAACCCAUAAUACACCUAAAAAGCAUAAUAUUUACACUGAUUUCGGAUCAAUACUGCAGGGUAAAAUUAAUAUUUCCGGAAUGUUAUUUUAACUUUUUCGGAUUUCUCUCAGUGUUCAGACGCUACCGUGGAGUGCUUGUAUCUCGGAUUGCGUGAAAAUCCGAUUGUGAGUUGAAUUUUGGUAGUGAAGAAACUGUUCUCAGUUCUGAGUGUUCUUCUUUACUCUCAAAAUCCAACCAACAAAAGAAUUUUCGAGCAUUCCGAAUUGCAAGCACUCCGAGUUGCAUGCAUUUCGAGGUCACCUGUAAAUAAUCUCAGCUACCAUAAGCUUAUCUGGGCUUAUCGCUGGUCAUUUUCUGAUUUAAAUAGCUUGAGUACAGAAGGCCAAAACAAUAUCACUGAUUAAACAUUAGACAUAGAGUUCGGUCAAUUUCACAAUAGUAAGGGUCAGGGUACAGUGAAGUGGAAUAAGCUAAGCAUGGAUGCAAUUUAUCGUUCGAAAGGUCUUAAACUUAGAUAUAAUAUAUUGAAAGUUCAAUUCAAUUCAAUUAUAUAUUUCUCCUCAGUUAUGCUUUGUUGCAUCUGCCGCCGACUUACCACUAGGGUAAAUGUCCUAAUUCAAAACCAUUUCCAGGCGCAUUAACUUUAACAGAAGAUUCAACACAUUAAGUUCAUAUUUUUUUCUGAAGAGAAUUACAUAAAUUUGCUCCUUGACUCUUCUAGAAAUGUUACUGUUUAGUGAAAAUUCUUUAGAUAUAAUUUGAAAACUUCUUAAAUACAAGAAAAAUACGCGAGCGUAAAAUGCUUCUAUUGGAAACAUAUUAAUCCAAAUGGAGACACGGGAAAGUUCCUAAUUGGAAACAAAAAGUGUAACUGAAACCGCUACGAAAGGCUUCCAAAACCUUCUUGAGUUGUUCUUGAGUGCAGGAUUUGUUCUUAUUCCUGGUCUCUUCUAAUUUCCCAACUAAAACAAUAAGAAAAUCUCUCCAAAAAAUCAUAUUUCCGGAGUUUCCUAUUGAAGCAUUUGUAGACACUUUAGAAAAAUACUUUUUGUUCACGAAAUAGGUAAUUAUUUCAUUUGACAGCUUCACGUACCGUUAACAAUAAAGAUUAGCACUUAAUUUAACUAAAAUUAGCCAGAAAUAUUACAUAAAUGUUAAACAAAACGAAUAAACAACAGUCACCUUAUUGUGUUUUUCAUUGGAAAACAUGGUCGAUCGAUGAAAAAUUCGAUGGUGAAAAGGUACCCUUCUAAUUUUUCUGAGAAAUUAACAAAUUAAAAUUUGUGAAUAUGAAUGGAUUUUCGCUUUAUUUAAAGCAAAAUUAACUAAAUAAUGAGACUGUGGUAUAGAAAAUAUAUAAAUAUAAUAAUUUAGUACUGUAUUUAUCGUGAAAACAAUGAUGUUUCCAUUUGGAGUAGCGAAAAGUUUCCAUUUGAAGCAGGUUUUGAAUUAGCUUAAUUUACCCUACCGAUCUCAUCAGGUAAACGGCAGAAACGCUGAAUCAUAGUUCGCAUAUGCCAGAAAAUGUUUUGUGUGUGUCAAAUAUUAUAAUUUUACAGUAAUUUCAAUUCAAAUAAUGGAUAAAUAAAGAUCCCAAUGUUGCGUGGAGGGCACUCAAUGGGUCAAAUGGUAGAGCACUUGCUCUAUAAUGCAAGUGUCCCGGGUUCGGAGCCCCUUUUGGUCACCAGGAAUUUUUCUAGCGUUAAAGGUGUUCGGAUUGCAUCCAGUGAUCUUCACUGCACUUGAUUCCAUGGGGAAUUUGACUGACAACCCCAUCCCUGUAUAAGAAAAAUAAUAAUGGAUGUCUCAAACUCCCCAUGUGGGAAGGCCUAGUUCCUCUAUCACUAAGAAAAAACAGGGGUACACCUUAUUAAAAUUUUACACCUUAUUAAGGGUAAAAUUAACAUGAAAAAGGGUACCCUUAAACCCUAAUACACCUAAAAAGGGUAAUAUUUACACCGAUUUCGGAUUAAUAAUGCAGGGUAAAAUUAACAUUUACGGAAUGUUAUUUUAACUUUUUCGGAUUUCUCUGUCAGUGUUAAAAAAAACAAUUCAAUUCAAUAGGGAUAUGGCUUCUCUCCAAAAUAAAAGCCUUUUUAAAUUAAAAUAAAUUGUAAAAGUUAUACCUUAUUUACGAAUACGUGAAAUUUUUCAAAAGAGCAAAACAAGAGACCAUAACAAUGUAAUAUGUCAAUAAUUAAAAUAUUUCUUUAAAGCUUAAACAAGAAUGAGUAUAUAAAGUUGAAGUAGUGCGAUGCAAAAUCUUUGUUGACACAAAGAUUUUUAUAGAGAUUGUGUGAAAAUUUGUGUGAUUAUGAACCACACUUUAAAAAAAAAACAGUUCUUAGUAAUCUAUAUAAAAUUAUCUACUGUAUAUAGAAAAAAACAGUAUAAUUCUAUUAAAUUUACACAAAAUGUGUAAAAAAAAUAAAAAUAAUUAUUUGUUGUGUAACUCUGAGUAAAUAGAAGUUAAAGGAAAAGUGUGCAGAUCAUCUCAAGAUGUAAAUAAUUGAAGAUACAUUAUUAUAUACAAAAAAUAAUUACAUAAAAAGACUGCUGUGAUCUAAGUAAAUGAAUAAAUGGAUUUGUAAUCAUCACAAA